UUCCCUCCCCAGGGCCCGCCUCGGAGCAGGAAGGGGCGGCCCGUCGACGCCCUCCCGCAGGCCGGCUGACCUCCUUUCCUCCGCAGCAGCCCAGCCCUGCAUCAGCUGACGGCCAGGCGUCGGUUCCUCUGUUCUUUGCCCGGCGGCACCCGAGGGAGGCGGCGAUGCUGUGCGGCGGGGUGAGCAGCCAGGCCAAGCCGGCCACGGCGGAGAUCCAGAAGCUGGUGCAAGUGGUGAAGGCAGAGGUGGAAGAGAAAGAAGGGAAGACUUUUGAGGUCUUUGAUGCAGUGGAAUUUAAAACACAGUUGGUUGCUGGAAAAAACUAUUUCAUAAAGGUCCUAAUUGGCAAUGAUAAGUACCUUCACUUAAGAAUUUACGAAAGCCUCCCUCAUGAAAAGAAACCCCCGGCACUCACCAGUUACCAGAGCAACAAAGAAAAGCAUGAAGAGCUCUCUUACUUCUAGAAGGCCAACUGGAAGUUUCUUUUCAAGGCAGUGUUUACUUUGCAAAAGCAAAACUCACUGUUCAUUCCUCUUACGGCUAUGAUUUAUUCCUGCAAUGUACCGAUGGUACCGAUUCCUGUGGCCUUCAGUAACAAUUAUAUCCACGAUAAUUAUUUUACAUUUGAUUUGCAUUUAUUCUCUAUGUGUUAUUUGGGGGAGGGGGGCUGUCUGGCACAGCCACCUCAGGGAAAAACAUCCUUCACUCUGAUUGUUUCUAAGCACUGCUCUCUUUUAUAUGCUUUUACAUAAAAAGCUGCCGUUUUGGCUAUAUGUGUAUUAUGACAAGGAGACUAAAUAGCAGUGACAGAGUGUCAAGUUCUGCACAGUGCUCAUUAACUCAACCUCUUUGAUGUAAUUCAAAUAAAGCUUUAUUUAAAUGAA
Heteronotia binoei (common prickly gecko) is the source of this 884-nucleotide messenger RNA. Its product is annotated as cystatin-B-like. Gene Ontology annotation, molecular function: cysteine-type endopeptidase inhibitor activity. NCBI's taxonomy places the organism in Eukaryota, Metazoa, Chordata, Lepidosauria, Squamata, Gekkonidae. The record is from RefSeq and is a predicted model, not a curated record. Gene Ontology annotation, cellular component: cytosol. Bases 165 to 464 code for a protein of 99 amino acids. The transcript has 3 exons.